Closterium sp. NIES-67 is the source of this 2609-nucleotide messenger RNA. Lineage: Eukaryota; Viridiplantae; Streptophyta; Zygnematophyceae; Desmidiales; Closteriaceae. The record is from the annotation of a GenBank genome assembly.
AUGGAGACGCUGAACCAUGCAGGCAGGUAUGAGGCGAGCAUGGGUGCAUGGCCGCAUGUCAUGGUGCUACAAGGGGGGGAGGAGGAGGAAGGGGAAGGGCGGAUGGGCGGUAUGGGUGCAGGAAGGGUGGGAGAGUGGGAGGGAGGAGAAUGGGGCAGGGCGACAGCAGCAGCAGCAGCAGCAGCAGCAGGCGCUAACGCUGGUGCGAAUCUGCCCGGCUUGCGGGCGUGCAAUGCAUACCUGGCAGCGCUCACAGGCGCGGCUGCUAAAGCAGCGGCGGAGGGGCGAGGAGAGGAGGCAGCGCGGUGGGGGGAGGAGGCAGAGGCGUUUUUUCGGGAGAUGCUGCGGGCAGAGAGAGGGCCGCUGACUGCGGCCUUCAACUCGCUGCUGCAGAUGUACCUCCACCAGUCGCGCCUGAAUGACCUCGAGAGGCGCUUCCAAGGCAUGAAGGAGGUGGGGUGCAUCCCCGACCGCACGUCCUACCACCUGCGCCUGGCAGCGCACAUCAAAGCCGGGAACCUCGGCAUGGCAAAGAGAAUCUUCCUGGAAAUGAACUCCAACAAAGAGACAGGCGCAGACGGACACACCUACAACCUGCUCAUAGCAGCGUGCGGAGCAGCAGGCGACACCCGAGCUGUGCGCUCCCUGUAUGUGGAAAUGGUGGGGAAUAGGAAAGACCGGGGGAGGAAACCCGGCAUGGUGUUGGUAGGAGCGGCGAGGGAAGCGGCAGAAGCAGUAGUGGGGAAGCUGAGGGUGUUGAGGGACGAGAGCCGGAGCAUGAAGCUGAGUAAAGAGCAACGGCAGGUGCUUGCAGGGGUGCUGCUGGGCGGUGCGAGGAUUGCUGCGCAGGACAACGAACGGACGUACGAGAUCCACUUUGAGCAGCCGCUGGACAAUCCUGGCCGUGUAGACCUGCUGGAGGCGCUGUUCCGGGCGUUUGGCCCAUGGGCCAGUGCGCCGCCCAGAAACAUGCUCCUGCUCAUGCCGCCCGCGCCUAGUGCGUCGCCUGAUGCUGCCGCCGCCGCUGCCGCUGUUGCUGCUAACACCGCUGCUACCACUGCUGCUGCUGCUGCUGCUGCUGCUGCUGGUGCCUCCGACCCCCUAGCAGCAGCAGGCGUGCAUCCCAUCCGCGUGCGUCACUUUGCCACCAUCCCCCACACGUCCCUGCGCUACCACGCGCAGCGGUACCACCCGCAGGGCAACCGCGCGGUGCCUAAACUCAUCCAGCGCUGGCUCACCCCCAAGACGCUCGCCCACUGGUACAUGUACAGCGGGCGGCGCUGCGAGGACACCGGGGGGAUGAUCCUGCACGCCAAGCAGUAUUCGAGUCGGGACUUGAGAAGGAUUGCGCGGGCGCUUUGUGUGUCGGUGAGGGAUUGUUGGGUGAAGAUGAGGUAUCGGCGGCCUGGGCAACGGGUGCUGGAGAGAGGGGGGAGGAAGAAGGGGAAGAAGUUGAAAAAGGGGGGGAGGGGAAAGGAGGGAGGGGAUGGGGAGGAGGGAGGGGAGGGGAGUGGAGUGAGGGAUAGGUUGAGGUGGAAGGCGCAGAUGGGGAGGGUGGCUUUGGAAAGUCCGUGGGAUGCGCCGAACCUGAUUCGGUUCGGCGGAGCCACGGCGACGAGGCUGUGGAAGUUCAUGGAGGGGCAUGUGCUGCCGAGCCUGAGGGACGAGCUUCGGCCGGGCGUGAGGAUGAGGUUUGGGGGAGGUGAUUCACGGGCGGGUGGUGCCAGCAGGCUUGAUGUCAGGGGAGGUGGUUUGGUGGAAGAGAGUGGGGAGAGAGAAUGUGGUGGGGAGGUGGAAAAGGAUGGGGGUUGGGAGGAGGAAGUGGGGGAAACGAUGGUGGGGGGUGGGGGGUUGAUGGGUAGAGAGGGGAAAGAGGGUGGGGAGGUGUGGUCUGAUGAUGCAUGGGGUUCAGAUGGGUCGGAUGAGGUGGGAAGAGAUGAGGAUGAGGAAGAGGACGACGAGGAGGAUGAGGAUGAAGAGGAAGAGGAAGGGGAGGACGAUGAGGACGAUGAGGGCGAUGAGGAUGAGGAGGAUGAAAAUGAUGUUGACGAUGAUGGAGAUGAGGAUUGGGAGGAGGACGAAGAAGCGGAAUCUGACCAUCACAGAGAGGAGGGCGGUGGCUUGAAAUGGGAGCGGGAAGCAGAGGGGAAGGAGCAGGAAAGUUUCCUCGUCAAGCCUAAAGGCGGUGACGAUUCAAGGCAGGGAGGACAGCACGGGCUAAAAGUGGGGGUUGAUACUGCCUCUCAGCUAGGCAUCGAGAACCGGGAAGGGAGAGGCUCAGAGCCUGGCGGGUUCGAGAGGAGGAGAGGGGUUCGGGGAAGGGGGAGGGAGAAGGAUACGAGGGAGGAGAUCGGGCUGAAUGAGUGGAUCCCUUUGGAGCUCGCUCUUUAUAUGGAGAAGGUGCAGACCCCAGUGUUCAAGAAGAAACCCAAGAAGCGAAGGUAGUAGCUUGUGUUUGGGGGCUUUAAUCUGUAAGGAGACGGUUCAAAGUUUGUGCUUGCUUUAAGAAAAACAAGUGGAUCCCAUUGGUGCCUGCUCUGAAAGAGGAAAAUUGCGCAAGCCAAGGUACGGUAUUCACGAUUCCCAAGGAAUGAACGCGACUUUUAUUA